Messenger RNA from Penicillium chermesinum, 1485 nucleotides. RefSeq lists its product as uncharacterized. NCBI's taxonomy places the organism in Eukaryota, Fungi, Ascomycota, Eurotiomycetes, Eurotiales, Aspergillaceae. Bases 1 to 1485 code for a protein of 494 amino acids. The transcript is spliced from 7 exons. The record is from RefSeq and is a predicted model, not a curated record. Gene Ontology annotation, cellular component: plasma membrane. Gene Ontology annotation, biological process: tripeptide transport; allantoate transport; transmembrane transport. Gene Ontology annotation, molecular function: dipeptide transmembrane transporter activity; allantoate transmembrane transporter activity.
AUGAUCGGCGAAAAUGAUAUUAAACACGACGUGGUACCUCAAAGCCGUAAUCUCGACAUUGGGGAGAUGCUCGCCGUAGAGUUGACCCCAGAAGAGGAACGAAAGGUGCUCCGGAAGCUGGAUUUUAUUUUGAUCCCUUUGAUGGGAUGUGCAUACUUUCUCCAAUUCUUGGAUAAGCUGGCCUUGAGUCAAAGUACCCUGUUCAACCUGCGCCAGGAUCUUAAUAUGCAUGGCUCUGAAUACUCCUGGGCCUCUGCGAUAUUCUACUUUGGCUACUUCUUCUGGAGUUGGCCAAGCUCCUACGUGAUAGUGCGCCUUCCCAUUGGAAAGUACCUAUCGGUCUCGGUGUUCUUAUGGGGCGGUAUUCUGAUGUGCCAUGCUGCGUGUACAAACUUCGCUGGGCUGAUGGUCGCUCGGUUCUUCCUUGGAGUUGGCGAGGCAGCUAUUGCCCCGGGCUUCACUCUGUUGACCGGUAUGUUCUACAAAAGAGAGGAGCAGCCACUUAGACAAUCCGCGUGGUUCUUCGGCAACUGCAUCGCCGUUCUGGUCGGAGGGCUGAUUGCAUAUGGCAUUGGCAGUAUUAGCACAGGGGCCAUCGAACACUGGAAAUUGUUGUUUUUGAUACUCGGUGCGAUUACCUCCACGUACGGCAUCGUCCUGUUCCUGCUUCUACCAGACUCUCCCGCCAAAGCGGUAUUCCUCAAGCCAAGCGAACGUACGAUCACUAUCAAGCGGACUUUGCAGAACAAGACAGGUGUCAUGGAUAACGGGGUUUUCAAGUGGUCCCAAGUCAGAGAAGCAUCGAUCGACCCACAAGUCUGGCUUCUGGUCUUGAAUUCCUUUGCUUCAAAUUUGUGCAAUGGAGGAAUAACGAGCUUUACGUCGAUCAUCACGGCCGGUUUCGGGUUCACAGAUCUCAAAGCCCUCCUCAUGCAAAUGCCCCAAGGCGCUGCCCAGAUCGUGUUCUUGCUUAUCACAUCCUUGGCAGCCACUUUCGUCCCGUCUUGUCGGAUUCUUGGAAUGAUCUUGAACACAAUCGUCUCCGUCGUUGGAAUGCUCUUGAUCUGGAAGUUGAACCCAGCGGAGCAAGUUGGCCGGAUGGUCGGAUUGACCUUGGGCGUUGUUUAUGCGAUCAAUCUCCCGAUCUCACUCAGCAUCGUGACAUCUAACGUUGCUGGGUUCUCCAAAAAGAGUGUCACAAGCGCAUUACUGUUUAUUGCCUAUUGUGUGGGGAACAUCGUUGGUCCACAGUUCUUUCUCGCGUCAGAGGAACCUUCCUAUCCGACUGGGAUAACAGCAGCGAUGUCGGGGCUUGUGCUGAGCAUUUUCUUCCUGCUUUGCUUGUACGUCUAUUAUACGUGGGAGAACCGACGCCGAGACAAGCUAUACGGGUCUCCGGCGGACAUGACAGUCGGGGCCGAGCUACGAGAGGAAUUAUCGAACAAGACAGACAGGCAGAUCGAAAGUUUUCGGUAUUUGCUGUGA